UGCCCUACGCGGCUACGCAACACCUCUCACUCUCUCCUCUCAAAAAUCCCUAACUUGUUGAUUUCCCUCUUCUUCUUCUUCUUCUUCUUUUCUUCCUGUCUCUCUUUCUCCUCCCUCCCAUUGGAAUCAUACAAUGUCGGAAAUCGAAACCCUAGCAAUCCUCGAAGAAUUAUCAUCCCUGGUCUCCGACCGCCUUCAAGUGGUUUCUUACAAAUGGCUUAGUCGAAACUUUUUGGUGUCAUCAAAUGCUGCAAAAAAGUUGCUUCAGGAAUUUGUGGAGAAAAACAAAAAUGAUUUUGAAGCUGUGUACACUAUAGCAGGAUGGUUGAAGAAAACUCCACCAACUUAUCAUAUAAGACUCGUUCCACAGCCGAAACUUGCAGAAGCUAAGCACGAUUUUGAUGGUAACUGCUCCGUCCAAGUCUACAGUGUACAGGCUUGUAUCCCAAAAGACCCAGCUGCUAUUUGGAAUGCAGAAUAUAUUCAAGCUGAAGAGCUUUUUAAGCAACCUAUUGCAGUAGAUAAUUGUCUCAGAGAUAAUAGGUUCUGUGGGGUCUCAAAUUCCUUGGUUAAGCGUAAUGCCGAGGGAGCGCCUGUAGCAAUUACAGUGCCACAAGCUAAAGGUAUAGGGAAUCCAGGUCAGGCUUUAGGCAGUUCUGUUAAACAAACUGGCUCGGUUUUGCAACCUCAGCCAAAAAAAUCGGAGGAUGCAAGCCCAAAAUUAGCCCUACAGCGUUCGAGUGUGACUACUCCCAAAACAGAAACUGACAGAUCUGGUACUUGUGAUAUUAUGCAAAUCAAGGCACCAGACAAGGAUAAAACAUCUCUUCCAGUUAAGAAGAAAGGUCAGAGUGAUAAGACUUCAGCCGGAUCUAAAACCUCCUUAACAAACUUAUGGGGUCGUGCAUCAUCAAAAUCCAAAUCCACUAACUCUUCUGUUGAAGAAAAAUGUGUUGCUUCAAAGACAAACGGUGUUUCAGUUAGUGCAGAUGCUCAAAUUACUGCUUGUGAAUUAUCGGAGGCUGCAAGUAGUGAUGAUAAUGAAGCAGAUGUCAAUUUUAAGAGAGCUUCUAAUGACGGUGGCAAGAAGAGAAGGGUAGUAUUUGAUGACUCGGAUGAAGAGGAUUAUGAAACUGCUGUUAAUUUGGGAUCACCUGAUGUUCCAAAUGCAAAAUUAUCUCAAGAUUCUAAAUUUAAGAGUGGAACAUUAGACAUAGAGAACAAAAAAUUGAACUUUGACAAGCAGGAUGAUUGCAAACCAAUAGUGAAGGAAGAGACAGUAAUAGAUGAUGCCAAUCCUUAUGCUAAAGAAGAAUUUUCAGCUCUUUACAUGUGCAAGAAUGUAAGGGUUGCCACUUCAGAGAAAAUCCAUGAAAGAACUCCUGAUGUUGAUACAAGUAGUAAGAAGAAAGCAACAGAAGCUGCUCCAAGUUCACCUAAAAGAAGAAAAGUAUUGAAGACACGAAUUGAUGAACGUGGGAGAGAAGUCACUGAGGUCGUAUGGGAAGGUGAAGAGGUAGACACGAAGGACACAAAUCCAAUUAAGAGUGUUAGCGAAAGUGUUAAAAGUAGCAACGUCCAGGCUAAAAAGGUUGAAGAGAGUGGACCUGUUAACAGGAGUAGUACAACUAAGAAGUCUCCAGCAGUUGGAAGCACAGCUGCGGGAAAAGCUGGUGGUAAGAAAGGAACAAAUUCAAAGGAUCCCAAGCAAGGAAACAUAUUAUCAUUCUUCAAGAGAGUAUGAUAGUUCUGUGAAAUGAUUUAGUGUCUUUAACUUUUCAUAUUUUUGACAGCAUAUGAAAUGCUUUCAGCCUUAGUACAUUGGAUUGCCACUAGGUUCAGUAUGUAAUUAUGUUGUGCUGUAAUCUUAUGAGCAUCUGAGUACAGAAUCCAUUUCAGCUCUUCUGCCAUGCCUCUGCUGUUGUAUUGUUAAAGGGGUACCUUGGUUAAUUUGUGGCUUGAGUAAAUGACUCAAUGAUCAAGUGUGGAGUGGAAAAUGAACAUGUUAUAUUCGUAACGAAAGAUGAUGGAUUAUAAUUUCCUACUCCAUUGAAAUAAAUGCAGGUUCAAUUA
Messenger RNA from Spinacia oleracea (spinach), 2073 nucleotides. RefSeq lists its product as uncharacterized. Gene Ontology annotation, biological process: DNA strand elongation involved in DNA replication; nucleotide-excision repair, DNA gap filling; DNA synthesis involved in UV-damage excision repair. Bases 134 to 1744 code for a protein of 536 amino acids. Lineage: Eukaryota; Viridiplantae; Streptophyta; Magnoliopsida; Caryophyllales; Amaranthaceae. The transcript is spliced from 8 exons. The record is from RefSeq and is a predicted model, not a curated record. Gene Ontology annotation, molecular function: DNA-directed DNA polymerase activity. Gene Ontology annotation, cellular component: delta DNA polymerase complex; nucleus.